Entelurus aequoreus (snake pipefish) is the source of this 2670-nucleotide messenger RNA. Its product is annotated as protein yippee-like 5. The transcript is spliced from 3 exons. The record is from RefSeq and is a predicted model, not a curated record. The coding region runs from base 450 to 815 and encodes 121 amino acids. NCBI's taxonomy places the organism in Eukaryota, Metazoa, Chordata, Actinopteri, Syngnathiformes, Syngnathidae.
UCGGCGUUAAAUCCUUCAUUUACGCAUUUUUACUUAUUCGCAUAUCGUGUGAAAAAACGAAAAUGUAUUAUUUGCGUCAGACUCGUUUCAGUGAACUUUAAAGCUUCUCAGGCUUAGCUUAGCUUGCUAGUUAGCUUAGCCUGCGCGCUACUAAGAAAGAGACGCGGAAGUUAUCAACAACAAGAUCAAGUGUUAGUGUAUAAAAUAUUGAGAGAUUUGAGGGCUACAUGUAUUGAAUGGCAACAUGAAAAUUAUAGGGUUUAUUGGUUUUUAAAAACCCAACUGUUAAGUGCAAAUUUAAACGAAACCGGUUUUCGAAAAUAGCUAGCUAGGCUAUAGACUAUAUAGUAUAUUACUUACUUAACUUAAUCCUCUUCUUCCCGGAUGGGAAAUAAGGCUUCGACGACUCGACGCCAUUCAUCUCGCUGCUGUGCCUCGCCCCAUUCAACAUGGGGCGCAUCUUCCUGGACCACAUCGGUGGAACGCGCCUGUUCUCCUGUGCCAACUGUGACACCAUCCUGACCAACCGCUCCGAGCUCAUUUCCACGCGAUUCACGGGCGCCACGGGUAGAGCUUUCCUCUUUAACAAGGUGGUCAACCUGCAGUACAGCGAGGUCCAGGACCGCGUGAUGCUGACCGGCAGACACAUGGUGAGAGACGUCAGCUGCAAGAACUGCAACAGCAAGCUGGGCUGGAUCUACGAGUUCGCCACCGAGGACAGCCAGCGCUACAAGGAGGGCCGCGUCAUCCUGGAGAGGGCGCUGGUCCGCGAGAGCGAGGGCUUCGAGGAGCACGUUCCCUCCGACAACUCGUGAGCUUACCUCCACAUGCCGUCGGCAGACUUAGUGACGUUAUUGCUAAAAGUACUUCCUGGUUCGCACAACUUAAUACCCCAACCUAGGACACAAAUACGAGGACAUUUCACAAAAGUCAACUACGGUGGACAAUUCUUUGAAUUAGUCAUGCUAGCAUCAGCUAGGCACAAUGAAAUUGAAGAUGUAUUAUUUAAUUGGUCAUAUUGUACUGAGCAGACAAAUCUAUGGCUAUCGUCACACUUUUCCUCUUUGGCCAUUAUUGGUAUCCAUCUGUUGGGGCGUCACAAGAAAGCCAGAGAAAAACUAAAGCGCUUUAUACUGAGUUCUAAAGUGACUCGACUUUUGAGGCAUUCCCCCCUGCUUCCUCCCCUCCCUGUACAUUUUGGUAUAGAACUACAAAUUGUACGCUUCCUACACGCAUUUCGCAUGAAGAAACAUGAAAUGUCAGUUAAUGAAUGGCAGGGUACUUCAUAUGAAAUUUUCCAUAAACGUAUUCUGAGCUGCCUCCUGCUCCGUUACUGGUAAAAAAAAAUAUGACAGCGAUAAUCCAAUCACGUCAACACCUCCCCUCGUGAUACGCAGUGUUAAUGCAACAUGUUACCGUAUUUUCCGCACUAUAAGGCGCACCUUCAAUGAAUGGCCUAUUUUAAAACUGUGUUCAUAUAUAAGGCGCACCGCAUUAUAAGGUGCGUAGAAUAGACGCUACAAUAGAGGCUGGGGAUGCGAGACCUGUUGUCGCUCAAUAUUGGUCCGUAUAUAAGGCGCGCCGGAUUAUAAGGCGCACUGUCAGCUUUUGAGAAAAAUUGGAGGUUUUUAGGUGCGCCUUAUAGUGCGGAAAAUACGGUAUAUCCCGUUUUCAUCUACUAGUUUUCCAUAGCGUUUCUGCUCGAAAGGAUUCUUCAUUGGUCGCUCCAAGCAACGUUUGUAAGUUUUACAAUAUAACUAAAACAAUCCAUACUUACUAAACAGUCCCAUGUGUGAUGUCUGUCGGAGUGCUGUCAUGCAUAUUUGUACGUGCUAUCGUAACAUAAUCAAGCUAGUGUCGUUAGCAUUAGCUAAUAUGCUAACACGUUUACAAGUUUUUAACUUACAUUGUUUCAAUAUCGUAAAUUUACCAAAAAGUCUUUGUGGCGUUACUGGGUCUGUUUAAUGUUAAAGUUAAAGUCCCAAUGAUUGUCACACACACACACUAGGUGUGGUGAAAUUUGUCCUCUGCAUUUGACCCAUCCCCUUGUUCACCCCCCUGGGAGGUGAGGGGAGCAGUGGGCAGCAGCGGUGGCCCCGCCCGGGAAUCAUUUUUGGUGAUUUAACCCCCAAUUCCAACCCUUGAUGCUGAGUGCCAUUGGAAAACUAGCUUCCGCAGCUAGUGGGUCCAUGACGAUGACUUCUGUGUGACAGGCACCGUUUGGAAACAAGUAAGGUACAUUUACAAAAUAUAUGUAUACAUUUAUUCCUUCUGAAAUUUGGUGGGUGCUCUCUAUUGCCCGCAAAAUAAGAUAGUAAUUUAGAAGCAAGCUCGCUAUUGAGGAAGCUACAGUGAUUUGACCAUAAUAUUGAAAUAUCAUUUAUAUCAGGGGUGUCAAACUCAUUUUAGAUCGGGGACCACAUGGAGAAAAAUCUACUGCCAAGUGGGCCGGACUAGUAAAAUCAUGGCACGAUAACUUAAAAACAAAGACAACUUCAGAUUGUUUUCUUUGUUUAAAAAUAGAACAAGCACAUUCUGAAAAUGUACAAAUCAUAAUGUUGCUGUUUUUUUUACACUUAUAUGUUAAGUUAAUAAUAGUAUUCUACCUUUUAAUUGUCAUUAUUUAUACUUUCUGAAUAAAUUAUCUGAUAAUGUUCAUCAGUCAACUCA